Molecule: messenger RNA, 2174 nt
Organism: Tribolium castaneum (red flour beetle)
Lineage: Eukaryota; Metazoa; Arthropoda; Insecta; Coleoptera; Tenebrionidae
Gene: PIP4K
Product: Phosphatidylinositol 5-phosphate 4-kinase
Exons: 8
Coding region: 198-1454 (418 amino acids)
Biological process (GO): phosphatidylinositol phosphate biosynthetic process
Cellular component (GO): plasma membrane
Molecular function (GO): 1-phosphatidylinositol-5-phosphate 4-kinase activity; 1-phosphatidylinositol-4-phosphate 5-kinase activity
Source: RefSeq, a predicted model, not a curated record
AUUUUUUCAAGUUUUGGCGCUUUUUGGGCGUUUUUGCGAUAACGGGGGCCGUUUUUGCGUGGUUUUUAUGUGCGGUUUGGUGGUUUUGGUGACUUUGGCGAGCAUCGCCGAGCUCAGCCGAUAACUAAUCAAUGAAGGUUUUCGGGAUGGUUAGCACCUAAGGUUGAGACUGGACUGGCGGCCAUUUUGCGAACCAGAUGAUGUCUUUGCCGAGCAGCAUGGGGCCGUCGAAGCUCAAAAAGAAACACUUCAGGGUGAAGCACCAGAAAGUCAAGCUUUUUAGGGCGAACGAGCCGUUUCUGUCGGUCUUCAUGUGGGGGAUUAACCACACGAUUAAUGAACUGAUGCAUGUCACCAUCCCUGUCAUGCUUCUGCCAGACGAUUUUCGGGCCUAUUCCAAAAUCAAAGUUGAUAAUCAUCUGUUCAAUAAAGAGAAUAUGUCCUCGCAUUUUAAGGUUAAGGAAUACUGUCCUUUGGUGUUUAGGAAUAUCAGGGAGAGGUUUGGAAUUGAUGAUUUAGACUAUAAGGAAUCUCUGACUAGAUCGCAACCCUUGCCGGAAGACUCAAGUGGCAAAAGUGGCGCCAAGUUUUACCAAAGUUUCGACAAACUCUUCAUCAUUAAAACACUGACUUCUGAAGAGGUCGAGAGGAUGCAUUCGUUCCUCAAACAUUAUCAUCCGUAUAUUGUCGAGAGACACGGCAAAACCCUCUUGCCUCAAUACCUCGGAAUGUACCGUCUAACAGUCGACAAUGCUGAAACCUACAUUGUCGUAACCCGAAACGUUUUCUCAAACCAUUUAAACAUCCAUCGAAAAUUCGACCUGAAAGGUUCGACAGUCGACCGCGAAGCGUCCGAAAAAGAACGCGAAAAAGACCUUCCCACGCUCAAAGAUAACGAUUUCGUCAACGAACAAAUGAAAGUUUACAUAGGCGAAGAGGCCAAGCAGAAAUUGAUGGAUACGUUAACGGCCGAUGUGGAAUUUUUGACCAAAUUGCAUUUGAUGGAUUAUAGUCUUUUGCUUGGAAUCCACGAGGUGGAGAGAGGCGAGCAAGAAAUGGCAAGGGAAAGAGAAUUAGAGUCGGAAAAUGCCGGACAAGAGUCGGACGAAAGUGAGAGUGGAUCGGGUUUAGAAAGUCGAAAUUUUGGGUUUAAUACGCCGCCAGAUUCGCCGAACGCACUUGCUCAGUUCAUGCGAGAACAUAGUCUGCAAUAUGAAGGUGGGAUAAUCCCCGAACUGGACAUCUAUGCCAUACCCAGCUGCGAGUCAGCCCCCGUGAAGGAGAUCUACUUUAUCGCCAUAAUCGACGUACUUACCCAUUACGGCGUAAAAAAGCAGGCAGCAAAGGCCGCCAAAACGGUGAAAUACGGCUCAAAUGUCGACGGAAUCAGUACCUGCGAUCCGGAACAGUACGGCAAGCGAUUUAUCGACUUCAUAAGCAAAGCAAUCGAAUAGAUCGCCGGGGGGAAAACAGUUCUUGCUUUUUUCUCGUUAACGUUGUGUUGAUAAUUGUAAAUAUGAUAUUUUAGAUAUGUACAUAAACGAUGUGAUGAAGAUCAGUUUUUAAGUUGUUGAUAGUCAAUUCGGAUGCAGUCGUGUUUUCCUGCUAGCACUGCAUUGGUCUCUUUCUUAUUCACACGGAGGAAAGUCAAUGUUUCAUUAGCAGUAUUAUAAGGCCCCCAGUUUUUCAUUAGGACAACAGAAUCAAUGUAUUAAGUGGUUAAAUGGGAACGAAUUUAUUAGUUUUGUCGAAAAAUUUGGCUUGACUGAUUAGAUUUCGCCGAGUUAGAACUACGUUAAGGCUUCUAUUGAGUUUUCGUUUGGGUUUAAGACAAUAAUGACUUGUCUCAAAAAAUGGAAAGGAUGUAAUAUCUUAAUACAGUUUUUACACUUUUUAUAUCGAGUUUUUACUACUUUUAAAUGAAUUUCUUGUCUGCGCUGCGCCGGUUUUUCGAUGGUAUACGAUCAUUGGGAUUAGUUUUGCCAAAUGAGCUUUAAUAUCUAUACUUGUUAUUUUGUAUUUAAAUUUUAUAUCUAGUCUAUGUUAUUAUUGAUUAUUGCUAUGGUAAUACUUUGUAAUAAAUUUUCAAUUUUCACUAUCAGUAUAAUUAAGGUAACUUGUCUUUAUAUGUAUCAGCUGUGUUUUUUUCAUAAUAAAUCAAGAACAAAACUUUA